AUGGGUAUCAACAAAAAACCAAAACUUAAGUCACUCUCACAAGGUCGACCACUCACGAUCAAGAAACCUGCUCAACGUAUUUCAAGCAAAGCUACUCGAACAAUUAUUCGUAAGCACCAUACGUUGGAAAAGCAAAAGGCGAAGGCUUUAGCAGAAGGUGAUGAAGUUAAGGCGGCGGCACUAACACGUGAGAUUGCUUCACAAGGGGGAUUGGAAAGCUAUCAACGUGCAAGUCUAAUCGGGCAGGGCAAUGAUAGAGGUGGGGAUAGUAGCAAGAUCUUGAUGGAUUGGCUAGCGCCUCUAUGUAAAGAUCUUAAGGGCCUAGUUGAAAGGAAGUCACCUGUCCGCAUGUUAGAGGUUGGAGCUUUGAGUACUACAAAUGCUUGUUCGAGAAGUCAUACCUUUCAUGUUGAGAGAAUUGAUCUGAAUAGUCAAUCGGAGGGAAUCACGCAGCAGGAUUUCAUGGAACGACCGCUACCGAAGGACGAAACUGAAAAAUUUAACAUUAUCAGUCUUUCUCUAGUCUUGAACUACGUUCCGGAUGGCGUAGGCAGAGGUAAUAUGUUACUCCGAACUCGCAAGUUCUUGGAAACAAUCUGUCCGGCUGGUGAUGGCUUUAGCGAAUGGUUUCCGGCAUUGUUUUUGGUACUGCCAUCGCCUUGUGUGAACAACUCACGUUACAUGGAUGAAGCGAGACUGGAAGCAAUAAUGGAGAGCUUGGGAUACGUCAUGGUGAAGAAGAAGCUUUCGAACAAGCUGGUAUACUAUCUCUGGCGUUUACAGUCGCCAACGGUGAAACCAAGACAAUGGAAGAAGGAAGAGAUUAGAGCUGGAGGCAGCCGCAACAAUUUCUCAAUUGUGCUUAAGAAUUGA
This is a messenger RNA of Botrytis fragariae, 873 nucleotides long. Its product is annotated as putative nucleolus protein. NCBI's taxonomy places the organism in Eukaryota, Fungi, Ascomycota, Leotiomycetes, Helotiales, Sclerotiniaceae. Gene Ontology annotation, molecular function: rRNA (adenine) methyltransferase activity. Bases 1 to 873 code for a protein of 290 amino acids. The record is from RefSeq and is a predicted model, not a curated record. The transcript has a single exon. Gene Ontology annotation, cellular component: nucleolus.